Messenger RNA from Arvicanthis niloticus (Nile rat), 2862 nucleotides. NCBI's taxonomy places the organism in Eukaryota, Metazoa, Chordata, Mammalia, Rodentia, Muridae. The record is from RefSeq and is a predicted model, not a curated record.
ACUUCGCCAUCAGCAGGAGGCGGGACGAGCCGGAGGCCGCAUCCUGUGCCGACCAGAAAAUUCCGUGUUAUCACUGUGAGAAGGAUUUUCUUUCCAAACCAGUACAUUCUUAAGCAAGUGAUUUGGAGUAGCGGACAAAGCAGAAAGCAGUGGUGAGGCUCGUCCGGUUCAAGAUUUAUGGUCUGCAUUAUGUCUGGAGCCCGCACUGCGCCUGCUCUCUUCUUCCUUGGCUGUUCUGCGCUUGCGUUGUGCAUCAGCUCAGCUUCCCAGGAGCACCGUGAGGCUGAGUACUACGUGGCUGCUGUGUACGAGCAUCGGUCGGUCCUGAGCCCAAACCCCCUGGAGCUCAUUAGCCGCCAGCAGGCCCUGGAGCUCAUGGAGCAGAACCUCGACGUCUAUGAACAGCAAGUGAUGGCUGCAGCCCAGAAGGGUGUGCAGAUUAUAGUGUUCCCAGAAGACGGUAUUCACGGAUUCAACUUCACAAGAACAUCUGUUUACCCGUUCUUGGACUUUAUGCCAUCUCCCAAGCUGGUCAGGUGGAAUCCUUGUCUGGAACCCUUUCGGUUCAAUGACACGGAGGUCCUCCAGCGCCUGAGUUGUAUGGCCAUCAAGGGAGAGAUGUUCUUAGUGGCCAAUCUUGGAACAAAACAGCCUUGCCUCAGCAGCGACCCUGGGUGCCCACAGGACGGGAGAUACCAGUUUAACACAAAUGUUGUGUUCAGUGACAAUGGAACCCUUGUCGACCGCUACCGUAAGCACAACCUAUACUUUGAGGCGGCCUUUGAUACCCCUGCCAACGUGGACCUCGUCACCUUUGAAACACCCUUUGCUGGCAAGUUUGGCAUGUUCACUUGUUUUGACAUCCUGUUCUUUGACCCAGCCGUCCGACUCGUCAGAGACUUUGAGGUGAAGCACAUUGUGUACCCCACGGCCUGGAUGAACCAGCUGCCACUCUUGGCAGCCAUUGAAAUUCAGAAAGCAUUCGCCACCGCCUUCGGUGUCAACGUCCUGGCAGCUAAUAUCCACCACCCAACUCUGGGGAUGACCGGCAGUGGCAUACACACCCCUCUGAGGUCCUUUUGGUACCAUAACAUGGACGACCCAGAAGGUCACCUUAUAACUGCCCAAGUAGCCACAAACCCACAGGGCCUCACUGGGACAGGGAAUACAACUAGUGAGAUGGACCAGUCCCAUAGGAAGUUCUUAAAAAUCCUAUCUGGGGAUCCAUACUGUGAGAAGGAUGCCCAGGAAGUGCACUGUGAUGAGGCUGCCAAGUGGACCAUGAACGCACCACCUACCUUCCACUCAAAGAUGAUGUAUGACAAUUUCACCCUGGUCCCCGUCUGGGGAAAGGAAGGCCACCUUCAGGUGUGCUCCAACAGCCUCUGUUGCCACUUACUUUACGAGAGGCCCACCCUGUCCAAAGAGCUAUAUGCCCUGGGUGUCUUUGACGGACCCCACACUGUGCACGGCACCUACUACGUACAAGCCUGUGCCCUGGUCAAGUGCGGGGGCCUUGGCUUUGAUACCUGUGGGCAGGAGAUCACGGAGGCUGAGGGCUUGUUUGACUUUCAUGUGUGGGGGAACUUCAGCACUCUGUUCAUCUUUCCUUUACUUCUCACCUCGGGGAUGACUCUGGACACUCCUGACCAGCUUGGGUGGGAGAAUGGCCACUAUUUCUUGAGGAAGAGGGGACUGUCCUCUGGCCUGGUGACAGCAGCUCUCUAUGGGCGACUGUAUGAGAGGAAGUAGGAAAACUGUGGUCAGCGGUGGGCUUUGCCGGCGGCCACAGAUCCCAAGUACUGGGAAAGCUGCCCCUGAGGCACCAGAUCCCAGGGGAACCAUAGGAAGACAGGAGAGGCAGUUCCUUCUUCCUUUCUACAUAAUGAGUGAGACAUUUUCUGGUAUUUUCUAUUCACAUUAGUCUUUUUCAGGCCACACCCUCUUACCACUACACAAUUGGUUUUAAACACUAAACCAAAAAGUAUACAUCAGCUGCUAUUUUACAGAUCCACAGAAUACUGGAUGGUGUUUUUGUUUUGUCUUGUAUUUUUCACUGUUGAUCUAGAGACACUGCAUCGAUAUUCCCCAAACCCAAACACUUUCUGUGCUAAGAAACAUAUUGUCAAAGCAAAGCUGUGUAAAGGCUGCUGUGGUGACUGUCCCUGUUCUGGUCAACAGGAACUCUGUCCAGAUGAGGUGGUCAUGCCAGAGCCACCAGCAGUGUCAAAAAUGUAGUCCUAGGAACAGCUCUUCAAAAUAGAAGAGAGGCCUUUCCUGAAUGUGCCUUACUGUCAGUAGAUGGGCGUGUGGGUGGGCCUAGGAAUAACUGGCAGGGUGCUGCGUUGGGGAAGGCGGGAGGGGCUGGAAAACGUUGAGUAAGGCAAGGCUAGGAAAACAUGAGUGAAAGAAUCACUCUGUCUGAGGCGUCUCAUCCAGGGAUUCCAGAGACUUUAAUACAUCAGCUUAGCAUUGCUCAACUGUGUAGGACACAGUGGCACAGGGUUAGUUAAAUUUGUAUCAAAUAGGUCUCCCCUGUACAGAGAGGCCCGGUGCCCUAUCAGCUAUGGGAGCUGCCUGGUCAGCCUGCCCCAGUCACAGACUUUUGCUUAGCCCAGCAGCACCAGGUCUUUUCCAAGGCCCCACAGAAGCACAGGGCUGCCACAGUAACAGCUCCAAACUGACAGACAUGGUCAGGACAGUAAGAACAUUUAUAGACCACUGGUUUCUAAUUUGCAUCCAAUGUUUCAGAACCAUUUAAAAAAGGUGUUAGUCCUGUGCAGAGUAAUUGCUUCCAUUAUAAAUUUUUAUAAAGCACAAAAUGGAUAGUCUUCUGAUAUUUACCUCAUAAUGUUGUUGCUA